AAAAAAGCCCGGUUAUUCUAGCCUUUGCAACAGCGGCGGAACCGGAGCUGAAUUGGAGCGUCUCAGGUGGACAGGCGGCAGCAGUUUCCGGCUCUUCCAUUUUCUACCCAGCGACACCUCCUCCUCCCUCCUCUCCUCUGUCCGCGUCACUCCGCAGGAGCGUCUGGGAGCCGCGCCGUAUCCGUCCCGCAUCGGGUCACCUUUGCGCUUCCCCACCGGAAUCUCAACCUCAUCCGAAGAUGAAAGCUGGCCAGCCGGGAGCCGCAGUCCUGUCCCUGUCGGUGGCGAUAUUCGGGACGCUGAUGCUGCAGUCCGUGUCUUCCCAGAACGAGCCAUCGAUUGUGGCCUCUGAGCCGUUCACCAUUACUCGAGAAGAGGAGGAGGUCUUUUUGAGGUGCAACCUGACCAGCGCCUACAGUACCCCCCAGGAGAGCUACUGGAUGAAGAAUGGGGAGGAGAUCGCUGACACGCGCACCUCAAACAAAUACAUUGAAUACAGGCUCAAAAGACCAAGAGGAGAUGACGCCGGCAUCUACAUGUGUGUCUACACCUUUGACAUGGCUCCUUCUGCUAACGCCACCAUUGAAGUAAAAUCUGCUCCCCUGAUUACCGGCCAUAAGCGCAGUGAGAAUAAGAACGAGGGCGAACGCGCUGUUCUCUACUGCAAGUCUGUGGGAUACCCUCACCCCGUCUGGACCUGGUAUAAGAUCGACGACUCUAUCAUUAAGGAAAUUGACAACUCAUCCGGACGCUUCUUCAUCAACAGCAAAGACAACUACACCGAGCUGCACAUCGCCACCCUGGACAUUAACCUGGACCCCGGCGAGUACAUGUGCAAUGCCUCCAACAUUAUUGGCAACAACAGUGAGACGUCUGUGCUGAGGGUGCGCAGCCUCUUGGCACCGUUGUGGCCUCUGCUGGGCGUUUUGGCUGAGAUCAUCAUCCUGGUUAUCAUAAUCGUUGUGUACGAGAAGCGCAAGAAGCCAGAAGAUUUACAAGACGAUGACGACCUAGCCGGACCAGUGAAAACUAAUUCAACCAACAACCACAAAGACAAGAACCUUCGUCAGAGGAACACAAACUGAGAAACAUGUCUGAAGAGUCUCAUUAUUCAUGUAUUGACCAUAUGAAGGUAAACGAGAAGGAACUCCAUGUCAGUCGCUCAUAAGAUGUAUCUGCCAUUAGAGAAGCGGUUUUGGGGCGAGUUAAAUGAGGCAUGCCUUAUUAUUUUCCUGUGUGAGGGUGUGUGACAUGAAGGUACUUGAACCAUAACAAAGUUAACAUUUUACCCACUGUUGCUGCAUGCAGUUGUUGUUUGAGGUUUUUUUUCUUCUCGAUCACUAAUAUUAUAUUUUUACAACUUAUAAGGUAAUGCAUGCAAAAUACUGACCUUCUGUUUGACACAGAAAUGGCUUUCUCUCUUAUUUUUAUUUUUUUCCUGAGGUUGUAGAAACUGUACUGUGAAAAAAAAAAAAGAAACGCUGCAGUGGAAA
This is a messenger RNA of Cyprinodon variegatus (sheepshead minnow), 1493 nucleotides long. It is a transcript of the gene nptna, whose product is annotated as neuroplastin-like. The transcript is spliced from 8 exons. The record is from RefSeq and is a predicted model, not a curated record. Lineage: Eukaryota; Metazoa; Chordata; Actinopteri; Cyprinodontiformes; Cyprinodontidae. Gene Ontology annotation, cellular component: neuron projection. The coding region runs from base 240 to 1085 and encodes 281 amino acids.